Molecule: messenger RNA, 2626 nt
Organism: Metopolophium dirhodum (rose-grain aphid)
Lineage: Eukaryota; Metazoa; Arthropoda; Insecta; Hemiptera; Aphididae
Product: zinc finger and SCAN domain-containing protein 12-like
Exons: 4
Coding region: 650-1843 (397 amino acids)
Biological process (GO): regulation of transcription by RNA polymerase II
Cellular component (GO): nucleus
Molecular function (GO): RNA polymerase II cis-regulatory region sequence-specific DNA binding; DNA-binding transcription activator activity, RNA polymerase II-specific
Source: RefSeq, a predicted model, not a curated record
AUCAAGGUCGAUUUAUCAGUUCAUAAUAUGCAGCAAGUAAACAAUAUUAUUAUCAUAGACCUUAUUGUUCUGUGACUGGCGCGGACUUUUUUUAUGGUAUAUCUUAAAUCGUGGUGGUGACUACAGACAGUCCGUGUACUGAAAUUACCUAUUAUGUAACAAUAUCUAAAAUCUAAUAUCUAAAUAAACAGCUGACAAAAUCCCGUUACUUUUAUUAAUCGUACAAAAAUAAAUGUAAAAUAUAUGUACAAAAUGUACAAUAUACAAUUAUUUUUUAUCAAUCAAGUGGUUAAUUUUUUUUUUGGUUACUUUUUAGUUUUUCUCAGAAUGAAACGUUUAUGUAAUUUUGUGGAUGUGGACAAAAAUGUGAGCUCACCCGAUUAAAGUACAAAAGAAUAAAGAUUACUUUUACAUUCUACUGUUCUAAAUUACGUUUUUCAAACUGCAUUACCUACUAAGUCUUCAAUUAUCACAUUAUAGUAUUAUACCUAAUAGUUUUCGUUGUCGUAUUUAAAAUUUUCAAAUUCAUAUUCUUUCAACGACGUGGUCUCUCCUCGCAGCCGUAUUCUGCCACAUAGAUUUGAUAUUGUCAUAAAUUCCUUUCCGAGUUUUGACAGCGUUUUUUCCUACGAUCCGAAUUAUUAUUGUAAUGACGUCUAAUGUCAAAACAGAAAAUAAUACUGAACUGGGCACAAGGCCGUCGCAAUUGUUGAAUGUUGUAAUUAACGAUUCUAAUGGUAAUAAAAAAAACCAUACCGUGGCGACAAUUCCAUCAAUGUCAAAGUCAAUGAAACGAGCCCUGGAGUCGGAGACCACAAUAAUUCCUAUUUAUUCAAAAUCCAAUUUCAAGCAAGUCAAGUCAGUAAAUGGACAUUCUGGACGCAAGGGUGUAUUUGCUGUCAACGAUUUUCCAAUAAAACUACCGGCUACACUAUUAGCCGAGUGCACCAUUGAAAUUUCAAAUAAACCUAAUAAAAAUUCCAUGCAUCACAAAGAAAAAAGUUUAACUAUUAGAAACCGUAAUUUAACAAAUUAUCAAAACAAAUUUGCAGUUGAAAAACAGUUAAAAGCUACAGAAAAUGAAGUAUCCGAAGUAGAUAUUCGCGACAUGAUGACAAGCGUUGAAGCUGUUUACUCCGACGAUGAAGACAUUCCAAAACCUGCUGUAGGACCCUGGAAUUUAGAAACACAACGACCAGAAAUUCUUUUUCCAUUUUCAUGUGAAUAUUGUCCAAAUAAAUUCAGCAACCGUGGUGCUCUCUGGCAACAUACUGUUGCUUUUCACACUAUUGAAAAAACAUGUGAAUGUAAUUUAUGUGGACGUAAAUUUUAUCGUAACUGCAGUCUUGCACUACACAUGAAAAGCCACUCAGACGAAUACAACUGUGCAUGCUCUAUUUGUGGUCGAGAAUUCAAUCGAUUUACAUUAUUGCAGAGACAUGCCAAGCUACACUCAGAGGUUGCUCAAUACAAGUGUACAGCUUGCAACAAGUCGUUUGACGAUCUGAACACUUUGCAGUUGCAUGCAGCUGAACAUAAAGACAAAUUGGCAUGUGAACAGUGUGAAGCUGUAUUCACCACUAAAGAAUCAUUGGACAUACACAUGGAGGCUAUGCAUGGUGACCAUCAAGAAGAUGUCAUACAAGUCAGGAUGAAUGGAGGCGAAAAAUCAUACGCUUGUCGUUUUUGUGGUAAAACUUAUGGGGCCAAAGCUAUAGUUAAGAAACAUGAAUUAAUCCACACUGGUGAACGACUGAAGUGCGAAGAAUGUGGUAUUGAGUUUACACAGAAAUCAUCACUAAUGCGACAUACAAAGCGCAUACAUCCAACUGCCAACACAUAAAAGAAACAAAUAAAAUUAGUUCUUUCAAUUCCAAUCGUAAUAACAUAAAAUAUUUUAUACAUAUAAACAUAUAUUUUUAGGUAUAUAAUUUAUAUUACAUAAAAGUUAAAAAAAAUUUAUAUUUAAACAUUAUUUUACGCACAGUUAUAUUCAUAAAUCCACAGUUCGACCAAAUUAUGUUUAUUAGUCAAAUUUAAAACCAGAAUUUUUGUAUAAAGAACUGAAUUAUACUUACUGAACGUAAGCUUCUAGUUUUUUUUGACUAGGAAUUAAAUUUACAUUUAAUGAAUGACUGCAUUAAUAGUAUCCUUAAUAUUAUAGAUAUAAUAUUUAGUUAUAAUACUCGCGUUUACACUAAUUAAAAUUACUUAAGUAAUUUUCUAUAAGACUUGAUAAAACUGCCUGUCCAUGACUAUUGUUACAUUUUGAGGUUAAGUAUAUACACAUUUUUAUAUUAUAUAUAUUUUAUUUUAAGUUUUUCUUUUUAUUUUAUGUGGCCACUCUUGAAUGAAUAUCCAGGGUAAUCCAUCGCUGUGAUAUGUAAAUACAGGUGCUGGAAUUGAGUAGUAUAAAAAAAAUAUGUGAUAUAUACCCAAUUCCAAAAUAUACAUUUACUACAGUCUACAACUUAUGAUUUUUCUUCUGUGAUAAUUCUGAAAACUGAGCUUUUAUUUGUUUUUUUUAUUUAAUAUUAGAAAUAUGAAUUAAGUUUAAGUCAGUGAUAAGGUUCUAGCGUUAGUCAUAAAGUCUGUUAAAUGGUGCAAUUUAUUUCAAACAGUUAUA